This is a messenger RNA of Propithecus coquereli (Coquerel's sifaka), 1015 nucleotides long. It is a transcript of the gene FXYD5, whose product is annotated as FXYD domain containing ion transport regulator 5. Lineage: Eukaryota; Metazoa; Chordata; Mammalia; Primates; Indriidae. The coding region runs from base 218 to 748 and encodes 176 amino acids. The record is from RefSeq and is a predicted model, not a curated record. Gene Ontology annotation, molecular function: sodium channel regulator activity. Gene Ontology annotation, biological process: regulation of sodium ion transmembrane transporter activity. Gene Ontology annotation, cellular component: membrane. The transcript has 10 exons.
CGCCGCGCGGCUCUCUCCCCACGCGGCCGCCGGUUCGGACCCGAGCUCGACGCGGCCCCCAACACCAGCUCACUUUUUCCUCUGAGGUCAGGAGUGCAUUACUCACUCUUCCUCUUUCCCGCCUCCGACUCCUGGGCUGCGGCCCCUGAGGGAGGGACCGAGUCUCUUGGUCUCCUCCCCUGCCCAGACCCUCAGCCCUCCGCUGUCAGACAGAGGGAUGUCGCCAUCUGGUCGCCUGUGUCUCCUCACCAUCGUUGGCCUGAUUCUCCCCACCAGAGGACAGACGUUGCAGGAGGCCACGCCCAUUUCUCCAGACCCAACGACUGAGGACAUUCACAUCCUGACACCAAUCCCAGAUACAGGCCACCCAGAGCUCCAGCCCACCCCUCGGCCGCCAGCCUGGCCUGCUGAUGAAACAACACAAAACCCGACUGAGACCUUGACCCAGACCCAGCAGCCGACGGGAGCGGACGGACUGCCGGCGUCGCAUCCAGGGGCGCACAACAGCACCGAGGAAGGCACGACGAUGCUCUCCAAGAGGACGUCCCCAGGCACAGAUGUCAGGAAAGACCCCCAGACCCCCAAGCCACACGGUUCAGAUGAGGACAACCCCUUCUUCUAUGAUGAAAGCACUCUCCGGAAACGGGGGCUACUGGUGGCGGCUGUGCUGUUCAUCACUGGCAUUGUCAUCCUCACCAGCGGCAAGUGUAGGCAGUUGUCCCAGUUAUGCCGGAAUCACCGCAGGUGAGUCCGUCAGCAGCAGGGGCCAGCAGCACUAUGGGCACCCCGAGACUGAGCCUCCCCCAGCUCACCGUCCCCAGCCGCCUCCCUGCCCUCAAAGAGCCUCAAGAACGGUCAGUAUAAGAAGCCCAGCCUGAGGGGGAAGACACAGAUGGAUGCAGCCGGAGCUGGGGCUGAUGGCCGGAGUCCCCUACCGUCCCCAUCCUGCCGCCCAGGAAGGCUGGCGGGCUCCCUGGUCACUGCCCCUCCACUCUGCUCAGACAAAAAUAAAGCA